Messenger RNA from Trichoderma harzianum CBS 226.95, 1371 nucleotides. RefSeq lists its product as hypothetical. The record is from RefSeq and is a predicted model, not a curated record. Gene Ontology annotation, molecular function: zinc ion binding. Lineage: Eukaryota; Fungi; Ascomycota; Sordariomycetes; Hypocreales; Hypocreaceae. The coding region runs from base 1 to 1371 and encodes 456 amino acids. The transcript has a single exon.
AUGUCUCCCACUAGCCAAUCAGGUCCACACGCUGCCCUACAAGGCGACAUCUAUGAGCCAACCAUAGAAGACUCGAGCUCUGACCUCGAAUCCUAUUCAGAUUCCGAGGACGACGACGACGAGCUUUCUAUGGUUGUGCAGUCUCCUACUAAACUCGCCUACAAUAUCAAUCAUCUUCCGGAAAAAGCGCAAGGCGCCGUGCGCGAAGUCUUCGGCGAACCUCCUGCGAUUGUGCUGCAGCAGUGUCGUCUCAUUGACGAUACAUAUGCUUUUCAGAUGACGGAGCUCGUCACACAGUCUAUUCGCAUUCGAGCCAAUGGCGAUGGAUCAUCCCAGCUCACAUGCUCGUGCGGACGCGGAGACGACGCGGAGCCAUGCUCACACUUGCUGUGGCUCUUGGAUCGGCUCACAAAGCAGAUGCUUUAUGACUAUGAUCCCAAAACUCCUCUUACCAUGACCCAAGAUGGUUUCGCCGAAGAGCUCGGUGAUCCCUUCACUGCCAUUUCAGAGCACCACCUUGAUGUUCUGUCCGAUGGCCUCCACUGCCAGGUCAUUGACCCGGAAGCCCUCUCCGAAGAUGACCUGGCUUCAUACCGCGUCCAAGAGUCGCGUGAACUUUUAUCUGCUGUCUAUGGAAAGACUCCAGAAGACUUCCGUCCGGACAUCUUUGCACGGCCAGUGCUAGGAAAGAAGGUGCUCAAGCGCAACGACCUUGACUGCACCGUCUUCCGCAUGCUGCUCGACAACCACCACUUCUUCAACUACUUCCAGUCCGUGUCUCGGCCCAGAGACCCUAUCAACGAUCCGUUCAGGAAGCUCGCGCAAAGAGUCGACCGCGUGCUCCGGCGCUUCGACGCCUACGCCUCUGAUCCCGCACCCGCGCGAUCCUCCGCAGAGACGCUCCCCAACGUUUCCUGGGCGGCGAAGCACCUCCUCGGAUGCAUCAAGCUCAUCAAAUCCAUCAUCUACACGCGCGACCGGCCCCUCCAGCCCUCGGAAGCCGCGUCCGCCGCCCGCACACUGGUGCACAUUCUUUCCGCCGUUGUCUCCCGCAACCACGACGUCGUAUCGUCCGGCUCUCCCGCAGAAACGCCGCGUACGGAGCGUAACUUGUACUUGCGCCUCAUUGGGGACAGGGAUAGGGACUUUGUGCUGGCGGAGCUGAAUCUACUUCCCGAGGCGGCGAGCCAGCACUUGCAUACCCUGGAGGCUGUUUUGGAGGACGUUGGGAUGCACGGCGCCCCGGUGACGUUUGUCGAUAAGUUCAAUGCGCUGCUAUCGAGAUUAAGGGCGCCAAAGAGGAGCUCUAGUCUCAAGAGGCAGGGUGAUGACGAGGGUGGUUCUUCUCGAGGCUCCAAGAGGAUGAAGUAA